GAAUGACGUCUUGUCAACAACACAAAAACUAACGGCAGAAGACAUGAGUGCCAGUGUAUAGACAAGGAUCUCAGGUGUGUUUCUCGAUGACGACUCCUCCGCUGGCGCAGUUCUCUGGCCAGCAGCAGCAGCAGACUCAGGCCGCUCGGGAUGUAAACACUGCAUCUCUGUGUCGGAUCGGUCAGGAGACGGUGCAGGACAUCGUCUUGCGGACCAUGGAGAUCUUUCAGCUGCUCAGAAACAUGCAGCUGCCGAACGGAGUGACGUAUCAUCCUAACACUCAUCAGGACCGGCUGGGGAAGCUGCAGGAGCAUUUGCGGACACUCUCGGUCCUCUUCCGAAAGCUCCGUCUCGUCUAUGACAAAUGCAAUGAGAACUGCGCCGGUCUGGAGCCCAUCCCUCCUGAGCAACUUAUCCCGUAUGUGGAGGAUGACAGUUCAAAACUGGAGGACCGAAUGGCCAAUCAGCUGCGUGCAGCCAGUGAAGAAAGAAGAGAAGUGCUGGAGGUUAAUAAGAAACUGAAACAGAAGAAUCAGCAGCUGAAGAUGAUCAUGGACCAGCUCAGGAACCUCAUCUGGGAGAUCAACUCCAUGCUGGCGGUCAGGAGCUGAGAACACACACUCACACGUACAAACAAUCUCUCUCCCACAAACUAAUACACACAGGUAUCAACGCAUUAAAGAAGAAAAGGUAUGAAGUGAAGAGAGGCUGAGCUGAGGAAACUCUACAUGCACACACACACACACACACACCUCGGCUUCAGCAGUGUUCAGUCUGAUGAACAUUAGAGGCUCGUUCACUCAGACACGCUUUCAAACGAAGCUUUUACGCAACUGUAGUCAUCAGAUUCUGCAUGAGCGAUAACAGAUUCACUUUACUCUGCAUUUCUCAUUCAGAAAUCUGUUGUGUGAGAUGUAGAAUGCAUAUUACUGUGCUGUUAAUAUAUAUAUACACGUAUUUAAACAAACAACAAAA
Danio rerio (zebrafish) is the source of this 975-nucleotide messenger RNA. It is a transcript of the gene med30, whose product is annotated as mediator complex subunit 30. Gene Ontology annotation, cellular component: nucleus. The record is from RefSeq and is marked provisional. Lineage: Eukaryota; Metazoa; Chordata; Actinopteri; Cypriniformes; Danionidae.